AUGAACUUGUUGGUCUUUUUCUGGAUGACACUGGCUGCCACUGUGUAUGCAGUGAAAACAGUCAAGCAAGAUGAAUCCGGAUUUGUUGACCAGAACGAGGGCAUCAAAACAGAAAAUCUAAGAACUUGCAACAGCGUCUCUUGUGUAGGCACCGACCAGCAGGGUGAAACGCACAAGUUCCAGAGUCACUCUUCCCCUGGAAUUGGGCACGCUGAUCAACAAGCGGACAGCGUGCGGAACUGGGCGCAUUCAAAAGGUGUGCAGGGGCAGUCUCUGGACAUGAUUGUGACCACCCCCGACCGGAAUGUCAUAACAGACGAGAUGCGCCACGACAGUGAUUUCAGGAACCGUGUGCAGCAAAUCUCUAGCGCAGACGGUAUGACAAACGUCCAGAACGCCGCAAACCAGGAAGCUGUCGACAAAGCCAAAGCCGCCUUCGACCAGCUCGGCGGCCGGCCUGACAAGUUCAAGUCGAUCGAGCGAACCCCCCACGCACUGAACCCGGGCCAUGUUCCGGGGAACGAGCCGGGCAUCCACCGAGUGCGGCCCAACGGCGACAGCGUCGUUGACGGUUUCGUGUACCCGCAGCGGCCGGCCAAACCGGGGGAUCCCGUACAUCAAUGGCAGCGGCCGCCGGGUGACAAUGUCGUCUCGGGCUGGCAACAGGAGAACCCGGGAUCAGGACCAGCGCCGACCGUUGGGGCACAACCAUCCCCGACCACCGAGUCGAGCCGAUCGAUGGGUGGUGGCGGCGAGUCAUGCAGUAUCAGCCUUCAGCGGAGGGGUAUAUUUCAGAGAGGCUGUAGCAAACCCAACGCGAAGAACAAUAACGCGAGGAACAAGAAUGUAAAGAACAAGAAGGCACAGCAUCGCGUCAGAAAGGGCAAAAUAGCUGUCAAGAUGCCCUGGAAGCAGCGCGGAAAACAGCAAACUAAAACUGCUGGGAAAAAGAAUUUGAACCAACAAGCCAAGAAAACCGACAAGCAGCGAUAUAAACAGGGAUCCAAGGGGCCAGGCAAACAAGUGAAUAAGAACUCUGGGAAGAAGAUUGGCAAGGUGCCAGCAAAGAAACCAGGAAAUCAAAGUGCAAAUAGAUCAUCCAAGGCAACCGGCAACCAAAGGGGGAAAGGACCAGCUAAGAGACCUGGGAAGAAGGCUGGGAAGUCACCACUUACGAAAUCAGGGAAGAAGGUUACCAAAAGACCUCCCAACAAGGCAGGUAACCAAAGAGGAAAAGGGCUAGCGAAGCGACCUGGCAAGAAGGCUGGGAAUUCAUCUAAGAAGACCGGCAACCGACAAGGGAAAGGGGCAGCGAAGAGACCAGCGAAGAGACCUGGAAAGAGCACAGGAAAGCCGGCAGGGAAGAAAGCUCCCAAGAUUUCACUCGGAAAAUCCGGCAACUCACGGGGAAAGCAGGGAGCUAAGAGCCCUGGCAAGAAAGCUGGUAAACAGUCAGCAAAGAGGCCCGGUAAGCAAUCGGCCAAGGGCCAAAAGAAGCAAACCCCAAAGAAGAAGCAGCCCAAGAAACAAGCACCAGGGAAAGGAGCAAAGAAACAAGCGGCGAACAAGAAGUCAGCUCCCAAGAAGACAGCGGGGCCUAAGAAGCAACCACCAAAGAAGGCACCGAAGAAGGCAGCAAACAAGAGGCCGGCUCCAAAGAAAGCAGCAGGCUCUAAGAAGUCAGCUCCUAAGAAGGUGACUGGGCCUAAGAAGCAAGCACCGAAAAAGUCAUCAAAAAAGCAAGCACAGAAACAAGCACCAAAGAAAGGAGCAAACAAAAGGCCCACCCCUAAGAAAGCACCUGGACCUAAGAAGCAGGCACCAAAGAAGGCAGCAUCAUCUAAGAGAAUUACUCCCAAGAAAGCAGCACCGAAGAAAUCAGGAGCUCCCAAGAAAGUAGCAGCGCCCAAGAGGACUUCUCCUAAGAAAACAGCACCAAAGAAAGCGGUACCUAAGAAAGCAUCACCUUCCAAGAAAGCAUCACCUCCCAAGAAGGCAGCACCAAAGAAAACAGCACCAAAGAAAACAGCACCAAAGAAAACAGCACCAAAGAAGGUAGUACCAAAGAAAGCGGCACCUAAGAAAGCAGCUCCUCCGAAGAAAGCAGCUCCUAAGAAAGCAGUACCUAAGAAAGCGACCCCUCCGAAGAAAGCAGCAGCUCCUAAGAAGGUGGCACCGAAGAAAGCGGUACCAAAGAAAGCAGCACCGAAGAAAGCAGCAGCACCGAAGAAAGUAGUAGCACCGAAGAAGGCGGCACCGAAGAAAGCAGCGGCAGCUCCAAAGAAAAAGGGCAAAUAG
Clonostachys byssicola is the source of this 2298-nucleotide messenger RNA. The record is from the annotation of a GenBank genome assembly. NCBI's taxonomy places the organism in Eukaryota, Fungi, Ascomycota, Sordariomycetes, Hypocreales, Bionectriaceae.